Messenger RNA from Symbiodinium pilosum, 1002 nucleotides. NCBI's taxonomy places the organism in Eukaryota, Dinophyceae, Suessiales, Symbiodiniaceae. The record is from the annotation of a GenBank genome assembly.
AUGAUGUGGGCUCUGCUCGGGCUCUCCCUAUGGCCAAGCCUCGCUGCAGAGGAAGUUUGCAUGGACAAGUCCUGCAAGGAUGCGCUGCCGGCGCUGCCUGCAGCGGAGAACAUGCUGUUCCUCCACAUUCCUUACAACUUCGGUUACACCGUUGGAGUGGCAGCUCUCUUUGGCCACAAGGUGACCUCGACUUGGUCGGUGCCCGAGGCCUGGAAACGGUCGGAGGAGUUGUUCGGUGACAAGGGCGCCCAGGUCGAAGGCUCGUCAGCCGUGUGGUAUCAUGCCCGCCCUUCACCAGCCGUGGUAGAGCAAGCCCUUGCGGCGAAUCCAGAGGCGAAGCUCUGGGGAGGCGUGGCGCCGGAGCUGCAGCAGAUCUCGGAAGUCACCGGCUGCCCGAUGUACUUCACACCGCCGAAAUACUGGCCGGAGGAUCUUGCCAAGUCGUACAUUGCUGGGAAGAAGGUCUUUGGCAUACUUCGCAAUCCCUAUGAGCGCCUCACUGCAAUGUUCCGUGGCGGCUACUCGCAGUACGGAGGUUUUCCGUCGCACUUCCACAAGGUCUGCGAUGUGAAUGGUGCACUCAGGUGGCUCAUGCAAGGUCUCAUGAAUGGCACCGUGGGAAAGUAUGCCAGCCAAUGCACCUUCAUUCCUCAAGCGGAGUACUUCGAGGGUCCUUACGGCAUCCAGAUUGCAGUGGACAACUUGUACUUCCCCGAGAGUCUGAACAGGCUGCUCUCCUACAACGGCCUGCAGUCAGCUUUAGUGGAGCAGAAUGUGAUUCUUCAGAUAACAGGCUGCAACAAUGUCUGGGCAGCCGACCUGGAUGCCCAGACCAAAGACAUGGUGUACCAGUACUUCAAGGCGGAUUUUGAGAUGCUGUGCCAGCGCUUUGGGUACUGCGACUACGCGGCCAACACAUGCUUGCCAAAGGUCCCUGGCAUGUGUCCGGACAAAGCCUUUGCGUGGGACGACACUUUCAAGCAGUAUGUGCCGAGGUCUUGA